AUGCUUUUGAACAGUGUUUCUGUUUUCAGAAGCCUCAGUAUCAUCUUUGCUCUUUCAACUUUGGCAGUUGCAGAAUUUCAAUGGGUAACGGAGUCCGGCAUCAAUGUUUUCGACAUUUACAACCACAACUGCGAGUUUUGUGGACACGGACUACAGUUCCCAACAAUAAAUACCAAGAGAAAAUGCACGUUUGAUAUCGUUUGCAACUGCGCUGCCCAUAUGAAAACCUGUGGUGAUACCUUCACACCGGAUAAACCGUUCUGCGCCAAUCCAGAAUGUGUGUCGUCAUCAAUGGCUCAAUGUCACAAAUGGCAUCCAAUAACUUGUGAAGAGGCGGGCCAUCGUCGGCCAGAUUACCUAGGACCGCCACCAUCACCUGACCCAGAUGAACAAAUGCAACCAUAUACUGGUUGGGCAGAUCCACAACCAGCCCAAGAAAAUCGAAUGAUGGGAUAUGCUCGUCGGCAAGCAGCAACCCAAGGAAAUUCAAUUGCAAAAGUUGGAAGAAAGAUCCUUAGCUUUUUUAAUGCUCAAAAUUAA
This is a messenger RNA of Melampsora larici-populina 98AG31, 540 nucleotides long. RefSeq lists its product as uncharacterized. The transcript has a single exon. The coding region runs from base 1 to 540 and encodes 179 amino acids. The record is from RefSeq and is a predicted model, not a curated record. Lineage: Eukaryota; Fungi; Basidiomycota; Pucciniomycetes; Pucciniales; Melampsoraceae.